Lycium barbarum (goji berry) is the source of this 729-nucleotide messenger RNA. RefSeq lists its product as uncharacterized. The coding region runs from base 1 to 729 and encodes 242 amino acids. The record is from RefSeq and is a predicted model, not a curated record. NCBI's taxonomy places the organism in Eukaryota, Viridiplantae, Streptophyta, Magnoliopsida, Solanales, Solanaceae. Gene Ontology annotation, molecular function: zinc ion binding; nucleic acid binding. The transcript is spliced from 2 exons.
AUGGAAAGAGUAUUUGAGCAAUUAGAGUGUUCAGACACUGCCAAAUUUAACUAUGCUGUCUCACUGUUACAAAAAGAUGCUUAUGACUGGUGGGUAAGUGUACCGAAUGCCAAGGCAAAACCUUCUGUUCUUACUUGGAAUGAUUUUGUGAAAGAAUUUCAUAUGAAGUAUGUCCCACCUACUUAUCAUGAUGCAAAGAAAAAGGAGUUUCUGAAUUUAGAACUAGGGGGUAUGUCUAUUGCUGAAUAUCAACAGAAGUUUCCCAGGCUUUCUCGUUAUGCUGGUGGUAUUAUUAAUAACGAAAAAGAUAAGUGCAGGCGAUUCGAAGACGGUUUGAAUAAUUCAAUCAGAAAAUCUGUGGCGGUCCUACAACAUGAGAGCUUUUGUGAAUUAGUUUCAGCUGCUCUUGCUUGGGAAAGGAUCGACAAGGAACAAACUAGUAGAAAUGAAAAUAAGUUCAGAAAAGCUGAUGCAGAUUUAGGAGGUCCAUCUAAAAGGGAAAGGAGAGCUUCUAGUGCUUGUUUUAACUGUGGGAGCUUCGAUCAUAAAGUGAAGGAUUGUCCUAAUCCUAACCCUACUUCUUCUCCGCGUACAGAUGGCUCAGUUCAGAAACCUAUUGCCAUUCCUUCUCAAGGGAAUAAAUAUGCAAGAUCUAGAAACAUGCAAGCAAUAAGUGCAGGUGGAGCUAAUCAAGCUAGUGCAUCAAGAGUUCACGAGCUUAUGCUAUGA